AGCGAGAAGAGGGAGAUGGAGAGAUGAGGUCUGAGAAGGACCAGGUUCCCGCGAACAGGGACAAGGGGGGGGUGGAGAUCCAGUUCCGGGACCUCCCGCGGGACCAGGACCUGCUGCACCCGGGGGGCCUGAAGCCCAAGGAGGACAAGAAGGAGGUUUUCACCAAGGUGGUGAUCCGGCGUCUCCCUCCGACCCUCUCCAGGGAUCAGCUGGAGGAGCAGCUCAGUCCUCUUCCUUCCUACGACUACUUUGAGUUCUUCCCUGCAGAUCAGAGCCUGUAUCCUCACCUGUUCUCCAGAGCCUACAUCAACUUCAGGAACCCGGAGGAAAUCCUGCUGUUCAGGGACCGGUUCGACGGCUACGUCUUCAUCGACAACCGAGGCCAGGAGUUUCCCGCCGUGGUGGAGUUCGCUCCCUUCCAGAAGAUUUCCAAGAAGAAGCUGAAGAAGAAAGAUGCCAAAGCUGGAAGCAUCGAAGAAGAUCCGGAGUACCGGAGGUUCCUGGAGUUUUAUUCCUGCGAUGAGGAGAAGUCGAUGGCGAAUCCAGAGACGCUGCUGGGGGAGAUCGAGGCCCGGACCAAGGAGCUCAUAGCGCGGCGCACCACCCCCCUGCUGGAAUACAUCAAGAACAAGAAGAUUGAGAAGCAGAGGAUCCGGGAGGAGAAGAGGGAGGAGAGGCGGCGACGGGAGCUGGAGAAGAAGCGCCAGCGCGAGGAGGAGAAGAGGAAGAGACGGGAGGAGGAGCGACGCAAGAGGAAGGAGGCGGAGAAGCAGAAGAAGCUGUCGGACAAAGACAUCAAGAUCAAGCUGCUGAAGAAAAGCGACAGGGAGGACGAUGCUGAUCCGGACCGGCCCAAGGACAAGAGCGACGCCGGGGAGACGGACCGGGGCAAGUGGGACAAGACGGGAGGACAGACGGGAGGACAGACGGGAGGACAGACGAAGGUGAAGGAGCAAAAAGAAAAAGCUCCGGCCGACGGGGACAAGGAUCCUCCCGGCCGCCGGCCGCGGGACAGCAAGGACCACCGGGGGAAGGACGAGGACCGGAAGCGGCAGCAGCACCACUACGACUUUGACAAGUUCAUGAGGAGGAAGGACGAGACCAAGUGGGGGAAGAACUACUGCCAGGACCGGAUGGACCGGCCCAGGAAGGAGGGGCACCAGGGGCACCAGGGGCACCAGGGGCAUCACCACGGCUUCUACUGCCCCGACGGGGGCGACAAGACGGGCAGGGAGGACCGGGACGACCCGGGGAGGAAGGAGCAGCGGCUCCGGAACAAGGACCGACCCGCCAUGCAGCUCUACCAGCCCGGGUCCCGCAACAGGAAGCGCAUGAGCCCGGCCGGGAAAGGCUACGACUGCGUCGCCGUGAGCCGCUCGCCCGAACACAGGACGGAGACGGAGGCCGUCUCCACGGCAACGGGGCCGGAGAAGGACAAGGAGGAGGACUGAGCCGGACCAGGGCUGAUGGAGCAGCUGUGGACGCGUCCAGCAUCGUCUUCCCUCAUGAAGCGUCUCCUCCGUCUCCGUCUCCGUCUCCAGC
Cololabis saira (Pacific saury) is the source of this 1542-nucleotide messenger RNA. RefSeq names its product regulator of nonsense transcripts 3A-like. Lineage: Eukaryota; Metazoa; Chordata; Actinopteri; Beloniformes; Belonidae. The transcript is spliced from 11 exons. Gene Ontology annotation, cellular component: nucleolus; cytoplasm. Gene Ontology annotation, molecular function: telomeric repeat DNA binding. Gene Ontology annotation, biological process: nuclear-transcribed mRNA catabolic process, nonsense-mediated decay; positive regulation of translation. Bases 24 to 1451 code for a protein of 475 amino acids. The record is from RefSeq and is a predicted model, not a curated record.